AUGGAAAAGUUUCAAAGAAAUAGUAUAGAAAAAUUAAUCAUCAGCAAGCAGAUUGGUGACAGUAUUGCUUUUAUUUUCUAUGCAAUUCUACGAUCACCUCACAACAACAAUGCAAGGCAUACAAUUUGCAUGGUAUCAUAUGAAAUAAAGAAAUUAUGUUGGGCAGAAGUUCAUGACAAUUUUGGCAAUAGCAUAUUGCAAAUUGUAAAUCAACUGACGACAUUUAUUGCUUGGCUUUUGGAAUUUGGAAGUGAGGUACGAGAAAGAAUGGAAAGAGCGGGAAGAAAUGGGAACGAGAAAGAUUCUUUUACAUCACCAUUCCAAGACAUUGGACAGAGAGAAACUUUGAAAAGAACCGAAAGUGUUGAGAGAAGCUUUGCGCAUGUCUUGAAAUAA
This is a messenger RNA of Brugia pahangi, 396 nucleotides long. The record is from the annotation of a GenBank genome assembly. Lineage: Eukaryota; Metazoa; Nematoda; Chromadorea; Rhabditida; Onchocercidae.